AUGUAAUGGGGAGGUCUGGGAGUUGCGACGAUAAUGGGCAUCCUUGCUAGGGCUUCGUUUCUUGGCCUCGGAUUGGCGUUAUAUAUAAGCAUUGGACCGUCAUGAAGAACAAAGCAAGCAAGCAGACUUAAGUUCAACAAGAACAAAUAAGAAGAGGAAGAAAUGAGGAGCUUUACUAAUUCCACGCUUCUUUCAAAAUCCGCCAUUUCAUCUCAUACCCUAAGUAGUAAUUAUCAUCACCUGGGAUCACUCAGCUUCAGCAACUUCAGCUAUCCUGCCGUUGUUCGCCCUAAUUACUUUCACAGAAGUAGGCCUACAGGUGUCGGAGCUCUGAAAGUUAUUUCAGAAGGAGCAUUAGAGAAGAAGACAGAUGACCCAUCACCGUCGCAGCUGAACACAUUUGAUCCAGAUGAGGAUGAGAAUGAAGGGAGGAUUGAGAGCUUAGUGAAAGAAAUCAAGGAAUUGUUCUCAUCAAUUGGAGAUGGUGAGGUCAAUCCAUCAGCCUACGACACAGCAUGGAUUGCAAGAAUUCCAUCAAUUGAUGAUCCAACAAAACCAUUGUUUCCAAGAACAUUGGAGUGGAUAAUGAAGAACCAGCUUGAAGAUGGUUCAUGGGGAGAGUCCACCUUCUUCUCUUUGUAUGAUAGACUUGUCUGCACUCUAUCUUGUAUUAUUACUCUCACAAAAUGGAGCCAAGGAGAUGAACUAAUUGCUCGAGGACUUCAUUUUUUGCAAACACGUAUUCAAGAUCUUGGCAAUGAAAAAAGUGUAAGAACUGUUGGUUUUGAGAUGAUAUUUCCUUCAAUGCUUAAUGAAGCCAAGACUCUCGGGCUCCACCUUCCGUAUCAUCUGCCUUGUAUGAAGCAUAUCAUCAAGCUCAGAGAGGAAAAGAUGAGGAGGAUCCCAAUGAGACUGAUGCACUCAGUUCAAACUACUCUGCUUCACUCAUUAGAAGCAAUAGAUGCUAAUUUGGUGCAGUGGGAUAGAAUUCUAAAGCUGCAAUGUGCAAAUGGAAGCAUGUGGGAUUCACCUUCUGCUACUGUUGCAACUUAUUUGAACACUAAUGAUGAAAAGUGUUUUGAAUACUUAACAUAUAUAGUGAAGAGAUUUAAAGAUCAUGCACCUUUCACAUAUCCACUAGACACUUUUGAGCGUGGUUGGAUGAUCGACACAAUCCAACGGUUGGGAAUAGAUCAUCACUUUCGCGAAGAAAUUUUUGAUACUCUUGACUACCUGUAUAGAUAUCUUAGGAAAGAUGGUCUAGGAUGGGAAAGAGAAGCCGUUGUUACUGAUAUUGAUGAUACAUGUAUGGGACUUAGAUUAUUAAGGUUACAUGGUUAUCCUGUUUCCUCUGAUGUGCUCGAGUACUUCAAGGAUAAUAAUGAUACCUUCUUAUGCUUCAUGGGUGAAACACAUAAAGGAGUUUCAGAGUUCUUCAACUUGUAUCGCUUCUCCCAAAUCGCAUUUCCAGGAGAGAAAAUAUUAAAAGAAGCAAAAAAAUUUGCCGAGCAACAUUUAAAGAUUGGCAUUAAUGAUAAUCAAGCGUAUGACAAAUGGGCUAUAAAGAAAGCCUUACAAAUGGAGAUUGAGUGGGGAUUAAGAAAUGAAUGGAAGAUGAGCCUUCCUAGGCUUGAUGCACAAGAAUACAUUAGAAAUUAUGGCGAAAACGAUGUUUGGAUUGGAAAAUCUGUCUAUAGGAUGUAUUAUAUCAAUAAUUCGAAAUACUUGGAACUUGCCAAGUUGGAGCACAACAAGCUGCAUGCCAUGCACACAAGAGAAGCUAAUUCAAUACUCACUUGGUGGAAUUCUUAUGGAUUUGACGAUCCUCUUAUCACCUUAUUAAACCCAAAGGAGAUUCACUUAUCAAUAUGCACAUCUAUAUAUGAGGAGGAGUUUUCAGCCUCAAGGAUUGCUUAUACCAAAUGGAAUUGCAUUGAAAACAUACUCAAAGACAUGUUUCAGAGCUAUGAAUCAAUCGAAGAACUCAAAUUAUUUUGUCAAGCAAUAAAUGAAUGGAAACCUGCAUUGGUGCAAGUUCUUCCAACCAAAUUGAAGCGAGUAUUUAUGGGAGUUUAUGAUACGAUGAAUGAACUGGAAACUGUAGCUAAGAAUGCCCAAGGAAAAGAUAUCAUUUCCUACUUACAUGAUCUGAGAAAAAAACAAGUACAACAAUACCUAUACACUAGAGAAGUUAAAGACACAAAGCAGAUUGAAAGUUUUGAAGAAUAUGUAGAUCAUGUUAAGAAUGGCCUUGCAGUGGCCAUUAGAUUAGUGCCAGCCAUGUUCCUCGUGAGAGAUGCUCUGUCAGCUAAGGCUCUCGAAGACAUGGUUCGCGGAUAAAAAAUUCUCAAGCAUCUGGCUUCAUAUGUUGCAUUAACUAAUUUGGUGACUAAGGACAGAGUUGCGGUUCGCUUGUACAUGAAAGAACAAAUUUGCCCUGAGCAAGAUGUUGUAUCUUACUUAAGCGAAAAGGUUGAUGAUGCUUUUGCUGAGUUAACACAUGAGUACCUGAAGCCCAAUAAAUAUACUCCACAUUCUUAUCUUAGACUGAUCUUUGAACAUGGUAGAAUUAUUAGAUUUCAUCUGGAGAAAAUCAAUACUAAUCAGUUUUUUGAGGGGUUGGAGAAAAUUUACAUUCCACUUUAAAGAAAUCAC
Molecule: messenger RNA, 2655 nt
Organism: Phalaenopsis equestris
Lineage: Eukaryota; Viridiplantae; Streptophyta; Magnoliopsida; Asparagales; Orchidaceae
Product: bifunctional levopimaradiene synthase, chloroplastic-like
Exons: 15
Coding region: 163-2340 (725 amino acids)
Biological process (GO): gibberellin biosynthetic process
Cellular component (GO): chloroplast
Molecular function (GO): terpene synthase activity; magnesium ion binding
Source: RefSeq, a predicted model, not a curated record